Molecule: messenger RNA, 748 nt
Organism: Eupeodes corollae
Lineage: Eukaryota; Metazoa; Arthropoda; Insecta; Diptera; Syrphidae
Gene: robl
Product: dynein light chain roadblock-type 2
Exons: 3
Coding region: 111-404 (97 amino acids)
Biological process (GO): microtubule-based movement
Cellular component (GO): cytoplasm; centrosome; cytoplasmic dynein complex
Molecular function (GO): dynein intermediate chain binding
Source: RefSeq, a predicted model, not a curated record
UUUUUUUAAUGACGUUUUGUUAUGACUUUAUUUGGCAUCUGUCAAAAACUGGGUUGGUUGAUUCGUCAGCGACAAAAUAAAAAAUCCGUUCAACAAUAUAAUUUAUUAAAAUGUCACAAGAAGUAGAAGAAACCUUAAAACGACUCCAAUCACACAAGGGAGUUGUCGGAACAAUUGUUGUGAAUAACGAAGGAAUUCCAGUCAAGAGUACUUUGGACAACACAACCACUGUCCAAUAUGCUGGACUCAUGAGUCAACUUGCAGACAAGGCCCGGAGUGUUGUCCGCGAUUUGGAUCCCUCAAAUGAUCUAACAUUCCUACGUGUCCGUUCGAAGAAGCACGAAAUAAUGGUUGCACCAGACAAGGACUUUAUACUCAUUGUCAUCCAAAAUCCAACUGAUUAAGAGAGAUUUUCUCUAGAGUUCAAGACUUCAGAGAUUAAUAGUGGUUGACUUUGUGUGUAUUAUUGUAAAUUAAGGGUUUUGUUAUUUUCUCGAUUCCACAGGGGCUUAAAGUUCCGGUGGAGGCGAAGAAUGUAACUAAAAACUGCCUCAAUGUGCUCUUUUUUCUUUAUUUUAUUACUAACUUAAAUUGCAUUAAUGCAUUGAAAUUUAUAAUACCUAGUUGCACAUACCUAUUUUUAUUUUUUAUUUAAAACAAAAAAUAUUGUAGAAUUUCAUAAAUUAGAAGCAGAAGGAAAAAAUAUAGUUAACAAUUCCACAGAGUGAAAUUGUGAAGAAAAACUCAA